Cladophialophora immunda is the source of this 840-nucleotide messenger RNA. RefSeq lists its product as uncharacterized. Gene Ontology annotation, molecular function: actin filament binding. Gene Ontology annotation, cellular component: actin cortical patch; F-actin capping protein complex. The transcript has 2 exons. The record is from RefSeq and is a predicted model, not a curated record. Gene Ontology annotation, biological process: barbed-end actin filament capping; actin cytoskeleton organization. NCBI's taxonomy places the organism in Eukaryota, Fungi, Ascomycota, Eurotiomycetes, Chaetothyriales, Herpotrichiellaceae. The coding region runs from base 1 to 840 and encodes 279 amino acids.
AUGGGAUCGACGGUAGACAUCACCUCGUCCUUCAUUGAGGGCGCGCCCUCCGGGGAACUCCAAGAUGUGAUCAAAGACAUCAAGGCCCUCACCUCCGACGACGACCCGGCCCUGAUCGCAAAGCUGAAGCCUGCGUUCGAGAAGUACAAUGAAGAGCAGAUGGUGGCUGUGAGGCCCCCUGGAGCAAGCGAUUAUGUCUUAAUAUCCUCCUACAACAAACUCUCCUCCGGGCAAUACUACGACACGCAGUCUGCCACCUCCUUCUCCUUCGACCACACGACCUCCAAGCCCUCCGCGCCGCAGUCCUACACGCACGACACCAAACACAGCGACCUCGUGUCGUCGAUCGUGAAGCAUCUCUCCGGGCACUUCGCCGAACACUACCCACCGACGUCCUCGCCCUCGGCAUUCACCGUGUGCGCCACGCCCGACGAUUCCCAAGUCGCGAUCCUGAUAUCCUCGCUGAAAUCCUCGCCCAAGAACUUCCUCAGCGGCCGCUGGCGGACCGCGGCCCUCUACAACCCGGCCUCCAACACCCUGUCCGGCGGGAUGAAGGUCGACGUGCACUACUACGAAGACGGCAACGUCGCGCUGUCGACCAAGAAGGAGUUCUCCAACGUCUCCGUCGACGGAGGGGCCAGCGGCGACGCCGUGGUGCGGAAGAUCGCCGCCAUCGAGAAACAGUACCAGGAAGAGGUAAACCGGACGAUCGUGGGCAUGAAUGAGACAAGCUUCAAAGCCCUGCGGCGGCAGCUGCCCGUCACGAGACAGAAGGUCGAGUGGGAGAAGAUCAGAGGCUACGGGCUUGGCGGAGAUCUGAGGGGGGAGGGCAAGCGGUGA